Dentiscutata erythropus is the source of this 1875-nucleotide messenger RNA. The record is from the annotation of a GenBank genome assembly. NCBI's taxonomy places the organism in Eukaryota, Fungi, Glomeromycota, Glomeromycetes, Diversisporales, Gigasporaceae.
AUGACAACAGAAAAUAUCUAUAAGCAAAUAACAACACCCCCUAAGAUGCAAGCCAACGCACCGUCGGACUCGCUUUUAAAUCAACCUAAGCUCUAUGUAAGCGAGUUACAACACAGUAUCGUUGAAGAAGAACUAAAAAAGAUAUUUCAGGAUGUUGAUCCAGUGAGGGUUGAAAUUUAUCGUCAGCCUGGAAGUAACGCGCCCGUAAAUGGCAUCGUUCAUUUUUCAUCGAUAGAAAACGCGGAAAAGGCGUUUGCUAUUUACAACAAUAAGAAAUUAGAAGCGUAUAAAUCGUAUCUAAAAUUAAAUAUUAUUGAUCCUGCUAUUUCCGGACAAGAACCACAAGCUGAAGCACUUAUUCUACAAGUUAAGCAUUUGCCGCUCGGUACUUCAAACAUUAUUAUAUUCAAUCUCUUCCGACCGUUUGGGCCCUUGUUUUCCACAAGGUUACAAUAUCAAGAACAUAAGUUUAAGGGAUGUGCCAUGGUACAAUUUUUCAAACAAGACGAUGCCAAUAAAGCCAAACCUGCGAAUAUCCGCACAAACAUUACAAAUCCUAAUUUAACCGGAGCUGGUCAACAAUUUUCUCCUCCGGGAAAUUACAGCACUCAACAAUCACCUGCGUCUCCGGGUCCUGAAGGCCCUAUUGUGGAUCCAUGUAAUUUGUUCAUCAAGAAUCUUGAUGCUAAUAUCUCUAGCAGUGAUCUUUUCAAUCAUUUUCGUCGAUUUGGUCGUAUUAUUAGUGCUCGUGUCAUGAGAGAUCAAGAGACUAACAAUUCAAAAGGAUUUGGGUUCGUCAGUUAUACUUCUUCUGAAGAGGCGGAUAGAGCCAAGUCAACUAUGCAUGGAAAGACUCUCGGAACAAAACAAAUUGUUGUAAGGCUCCAUGAGCCCAAAAAAUUACGUGAAGCCAAAUUGGCAAACCAAUAUAAUUGUAGCCCUACUUCUCCAUCUGAAAGUCGUGCUCCUUCCAGGCGUAACUCAGAUUAUUUUAUUAUUAAUACUGCUAAUGAAUUUGGACAGGAAGAUCUUUCUGGUUUGGCUCCGAAAGCCCGUAGGGAAGUUCUGAUGUCAGAGCUGCAAAAACGAUUCAAGCAUAUUCCCAGCAUUCCUGCUGAAGAGGUUAACCCAAUCAUUGAAUACUUAUUGAGCAUGAAAACACCUGAAAUUCUACACAUUCUCAAGGAUGCUACUUCUUUGUCACAAAAAAUUACAGAAGCGAGGCAUCAUCUAAUGCUUGAGAAGAAGCGCCGUAGUACUGAAGAAGCGCCUUCAGUUACUGCUGGUAUUAAUGCAAGCAGUAAUGUUCAUAAUGUUCAAGCUUUAUCAUCGAAUGUGCCACAACGUGAAAAGUUUCUUAAAGCUAUCAAGAAGCUUUGUAGCCGUAAUCCUGAAGAAGUUCUCGAUCUUAUCAUGACAUUGAGUCAAAAGGAAAGGUCAUUGUGCUAUUUUAAUGCCGAUUAUCUUACAAAAAAAAUUUUGGAAGCCAAUCAAGCAUUAGAAGCAGUUAAUUGUGACGAAGACGCCCAAGCAUCUUCUUCUAAACCGUCGAUUAACUCUUCUGUAGCCAAAUCAGAAUCCACACAGCUUGUAGAUCCAACUACUGUUUAUGCUCGUGACUCUGCACGCGAUGAGAUUGAACAAUUUAUGGAAAGCAUUAAGAACAAACCCCUUCUUGAACAAAAGCAAAAAUUGGGUGCUCGCCUGUUUCCAAAAGUCAAAGAGUUCAACCUUAAGAGUGCUGUUGCUAGUAAGGUUACUAUUAGCCUUCUGGACUCGUAUGACCUCCGUGACCUGGCUCAUUCGAUGAACGAUCCUGAGAAGUUUAAGCAAAGAGUUACCGCCGCCUCUGAAAAAAUAGGUGUUUCAAAAUAA